UAUAAAAGAAAUCUAAAAAAGAACGCAUCCAAUUUUUAUAUUGGUUUCUCAUUUCAUUCCUUCGGCAUAACUCAUUUCACAAUUAGCUGCAUGCAGGUUAUCCCGAUGGCUAACGAAAUCGAAAUUAACAACUCAAUGUCAAAAGUCCCAAAAGAGCUUGAUAAACAAGAGUUGUUGCAGGAGAAAGACAAGUGUGUAUGGAUUCAAACUGUUGAUGGUGGAACAGUACAAGUAGAACAACAGAUCCUGCAAUUAUCCCCUGAGUUAUGGCUUCAAAUUAAAUCAGGAGUCGGUUUAAUGAAGAGCAAACCCCUUUUGGCGCCUCCAAAAGUUCAAGUAGCUGCAUUGACUUCAGUAGUUGAAUACUGUCGAUUUCAUCGAGUACCUGAUCGCUCUGACAAGGAGCGCAAGUUGUUUGCUGACAAAUUUUUGAAAAAGGAUUUGGACAGUCUUUGUCUUUUGACACAUGCUGCACGGUAUCUAGGGCUGGAGUGUCUGUGUGAUAAACUCUGUGAGGCUAUUGCUCGGCAUAUUUCAAAUAGUUCCUCCCAAGAGAAACAUGAUAUCUAUCGUUAUGCUACGAAACAUGCAAAGCCGGAAACACUGGAGGACAUGAAGAAUUUUAUUGGCCCCUUGCAAAGAAGGCUCAUUCAAAAACUGUCGGUGAAAAAGGAGAAAGAACUUGCAGAACAAGAGAACGCAAUGAAAGUGAAGGCUGAAGUGGAGGCUUCGAAGUGUGAAGAUAAAUGUUCAGUUGAUGACCUUGUUUCAUUUAUUAAUGGAGGAGAUGGAGACUCUAAGAAAGGACGAACGAAGAAAAAGAAGAAUCACAGAAGAAAGAAGGGACCAAAAGCUGUUCCUUCAGUCUGUCCUACAGCUGAACCGAGUUCCUCAACUCGGGAUGGUAGCCUCCCUGUUGAGGAUGAAUUUGAUGAUGGUGAUUGCGAUCCUGCUUUGAAGGAAGAGAUUGAUAGGGAAAUAAAAGAAUUUGCUCGAAGACUUGGACUGGAUUUAGAAGACUAGUAGUGUAUAGAGCCAUGAUUGAAGAAGCACUAGACGACCGGCAGAAAGAUCUCUCAGAAAUGGCCAUUACUGGAGUACUUUGCUGAUAAAGUGAGGAAAUGGGUGCGGGACUAAUAUCAGUCUAGUAAUACAUGUAACAUGUGUAUCAUUUAAGAUUCUUGAACGAGGAUAAUCAGAUUAUAAAGUUUACCCAGAGCUGUUGGAGAAUUAUGCCUAAUUUAUAAGAUCAGUGUUUUAUAUACAGUUUUGAUUGAAUAUAUGCUCAUCAAAAAA
Molecule: messenger RNA, 1296 nt
Organism: Daucus carota subsp. sativus
Lineage: Eukaryota; Viridiplantae; Streptophyta; Magnoliopsida; Apiales; Apiaceae
Product: SKP1-like protein 21
Exons: 9
Coding region: 91-1023 (310 amino acids)
Biological process (GO): SCF-dependent proteasomal ubiquitin-dependent protein catabolic process
Cellular component (GO): cytoplasm; nucleus
Molecular function (GO): cullin family protein binding
Source: RefSeq, a predicted model, not a curated record